GGCGGCCGUCGUGGGCAAGGCUGCAGGCGAGGCUCAACGACCGCUGGUUCGGGACCCGCCUCCGGCGCUCUGUGUUUCCGGGCCCUGAGCAAGUGCCUUCAUGAACCCCGUGACGUUGGCCAUGGAGAUAAGACCACUGGGUGAUGGUUUAAGGAAGAUAAUGUGCAAAGGGCUAAGGACUGUCAGUGGAAAUCAGGGGUGCAGGGGAAAUGGAUAAACAGCCAGAGGUCAACUCGGACUUUGUACGUAGGACAUGUUGCCAGGGCCCUGCCGGGAAGUGCAGAUCGAAGCUAGGCUCACGAGGAGGCUGGAGGUGGGGGAUGGGGCUGGCCCAGGGCUGGGGUUGGGGAGGCAAGGGAUGGACACAGACUUCCUGGGCUGGGCUCUGUGACUGCAGAGUAGACUCUGUCCUGGGACUUGGUGGUGCUACCCUUGGCCUCCCACAGUCCUGCCACCCUGCCGCUGCCACCAUGCUGCCCCCUGGGACUGCAAUCCUCUUGACUCUGCUCCUGGCAGCUGGCUCGCUGGGCCAGAGGCCUCAGAGGCCACCCCGGCCCCCAUCCCCCAUCAGCACCAUCCAGCCCAAGGCCAAUUUUGAUGCUCAGCAGUUUGCAGGGACUUGGCUCCUUGUGGCUGUGGGCUCCGCCUGCCGUUUCCUGCAGGAGCAGGGCCACCGGGCCGAGGCCACCACACUGCAUGUGGCUCCCCAGGGCAAAGCCAUGGCUGUCAGUACCUUCCGAAAGCUGGAUGGGAUCUGCUGGCAGGUGCGCCAGCUCUAUGGAGACACAGGGGUUCUCGGCCGCUUCCUGCUUCAAGCCCGAGGCGCCCGAGGGGCUGUGCACGUGGUUGUCGCUGAGACCGACUACCAGAGUUUCGCUGUCCUAUACCUGGAGCAGGCGGGGCAGCUGUCAGUGAAGCUCUACGCCCGCUCGCUCCCUGUGAGCGACUCGGUCCUGAAUGGGUUUGAGCAGCGGGUCCGGGAGGCCCACCUGACUGAGGACCAGAUCUUCUACUUUCCCAAGUAUGGCUUCUGCGAGUCUGCAGACCAGUUCCACGUCCUGGAUGUGAGGAGGUGAGGGGGGCUACUGCCACUGGCUGAGUCUCAUCCCUGCUGCAGAAGUGAGGAGGUGAGGCCGCCACACAGCUCCAGUGCUGAGUAGUCAGUGCCCCGAGAGACGACCCCACCAGUGGGGUGCCCGCUGCCUGUCCUCUGUGAAACCAGCCUCAGAUCAGGGCCCUGCCACCCGGGGCAGGGGAUCUUCUGCUGGCUGCCCCAGAGGACAGUGGGUGGAGUGGUACCUUCUUAUUAAAUGUCUCAGACCCC
Messenger RNA from Pongo pygmaeus (Bornean orangutan), 1324 nucleotides. RefSeq names its product complement C8 gamma chain (gene C8G). Gene Ontology annotation, biological process: complement activation. NCBI's taxonomy places the organism in Eukaryota, Metazoa, Chordata, Mammalia, Primates, Hominidae. Gene Ontology annotation, cellular component: extracellular exosome; membrane attack complex; blood microparticle. The coding region runs from base 210 to 1076 and encodes 288 amino acids. The record is from RefSeq and is a predicted model, not a curated record. The transcript is spliced from 7 exons. Gene Ontology annotation, molecular function: complement binding.